Messenger RNA from Apus apus (common swift), 1178 nucleotides. It is a transcript of the gene PRPF38A, whose product is annotated as pre-mRNA processing factor 38A. The record is from RefSeq and is a predicted model, not a curated record. Lineage: Eukaryota; Metazoa; Chordata; Aves; Apodiformes; Apodidae. The transcript has 10 exons. Bases 44 to 1003 code for a protein of 319 amino acids. Gene Ontology annotation, cellular component: precatalytic spliceosome.
CGGAAGGCGCGGCGGGCGCUGGCGGGCGAGGGGCGCGGCCGCCAUGGCGAACCGGACGGUGAAGGACGCGCACAGCAUCCACGGCACCAACCCGCAGUACCUGGUGGAGAAGAUCAUCCGCACGCGCAUCUACGAGUCCAAGUACUGGAAGGAGGAGUGCUUCGGCCUGACGGCCGAGCUGGUGGUGGACAAGGCCAUGGAGCUGAAGUACGUGGGGGGUGUCUAUGGCGGGAACAUUAAGCCUACGCCCUUCCUGUGCCUGACGCUGAAGAUGCUGCAGAUCCAGCCGGAAAAGGACAUCAUCGUGGAGUUCAUAAAGAACGAGGACUUCAAGUAUGUCCGAAUGCUUGGUGCGUUGUACAUGAGACUGACAGGCACGGCCAUUGACUGCUACAAGUAUCUUGAACCACUCUACAAUGACUACAGAAAAAUAAAAAGUCAGAACAGAAAUGGGGAAUUUGAACUGAUGCACGUGGAUGAAUUUAUUGAUGAACUACUCCACGAGGAACGUGUAUGUGAUAUCAUCCUGCCUCGAUUACAGGUCUGGAUAAAAAGAAAAGAAAAACGAUAUGUCCUGGAAGAAGCUGAGCAACUUGAGCCUCGUGUCAGUGCUCUGGAAGAAGACAUGGAUGAUGUAGAAUCUAGUGAGGAGGAGGAGGAGGAGGAUGAGAAGCUGGAGCGAGCACCCUCUCCUGACCACCGCAGAAGAGGCUACAGGGACCUGGACAAACCUCGCAGAUCCCCAGCUGUGCGGUACAGGCGGAGCCGGAGCAGGUCUCCAAGAAGACGAAGCCGCUCUCCAAAGAGAAGAAGCCCAUCCCCACGCCGGGAGAGGCAUCGCAGCAAAAGCCCAAGACGACACCGGAGCAGAUCCAGGGAGAGGCGCCACAGAUCGAGAUCUAAGUCUCCAGGGCAUCAUCGUAGUCACAGACACAGAAGUCAUUCCAAAUCACCUGAAAGAUCUAAGAAAAGUCACAAGAAGAGUCGGCGAGGGAAUGAAUAGGAGACUAAAUCCAGCACACCAUUUAAGGACCUUGAACUGAAGUCUGAUACUGUCCUGUUUGCUUUGCAGGACAGCUGGACAUGUACUGGCUGCUUUAGCAGCCCAUUUCUUUGCUCCUUCUUCUCUUGUACGAGUUUUGCUUGUUUCUUUUUUAAAUAAAAGAAAGCUAUGGAUA